Molecule: messenger RNA, 2868 nt
Organism: Ictalurus punctatus (channel catfish)
Lineage: Eukaryota; Metazoa; Chordata; Actinopteri; Siluriformes; Ictaluridae
Gene: c1galt1la
Product: core 1 synthase, glycoprotein-N-acetylgalactosamine 3-beta-galactosyltransferase 1, like a
Exons: 5
Coding region: 465-1703 (412 amino acids)
Cellular component (GO): membrane
Molecular function (GO): N-acetylgalactosaminide beta-1,3-galactosyltransferase activity
Source: RefSeq, a predicted model, not a curated record
UUGUUAGACCAAUAAAGCACUUUUAACGGAAUGAAUCGACUUUUCGUGAUUAAUGUUUUCCAUGGUGACGCAUUCACUAUGGUACAUUCUCGACAAACUUCCGCAAGUGGGCGGGGCUCCUGCGAGCAGAGAGCUGCCGUUCAUCCAAUGAAAUCCCUCAGCGGUGCAGCUGGUGGCAAUGCAGCGGGUGAAUGAAAGUACAUAAAGGAGGCCUUAAACAGAAACCUGAACGAACGGUUUCAGACGCAAGGUGUUUUGUUUUUACUCGAAUUCGGCGUUUGUUGGCAUUUCUUUGCUUUCUGGACUGUUUACGACCUGACAACUGAGUAAAUAUUUCAACCCGAUAAACAGAAGGACAACGACGAGGAAGCAGAUGUCCUGUGUGUGCUGGGAAUUAAGGUGAAUACCAGGAUUUUCCAGUCAUUCAAGCCCUUGAGUGAUUGUAGCCGACUGAAGAGGUUGCCAUGAAAGGAGUGAACUCCAGGUCUGCAUUCCUUCUGGGCAUUCUGGUAGGCUACUGCACUGUUUACUUCUUCCUGAAGGAGGUGUGGUUCAAGCAAAGCUUGAGCGUGUGGCACCGUGUACAACAGGUUGAGCAGAACAGCUACAGGAGCACUUCUGGAAACUUCAGCUGGAAGAUGCAACAUUUUGCCCGCAUCAACCUGAGUCACCCUCAUCAUACAGAAGAAGACCGCCAUGUUGCAGAUGCGCUUUACAAAAAAGUACGUAUCCUGUGCUGGGUCAUGACAGGCCCUGACAACCUACAUUCAAAGGCACGGCACGUGAAAGCAACAUGGAGUCGUCAUUGCAACACGGUGCUGUUCAUGAGCUCGGUGGAGAAUCGUGACUUUCCAACAGUGGGUCUUGGAACAUCAGAAGGACGUGAUCAGCUCUACUGGAAGACCAUCCGAGCCUUCCAUUACGUUCUGAAGAACCAUGGCGAGGAAGCAGACUGGUUCCUUAAGGCUGAUGACGACACUUUUGUGGUCGUGGAGAACCUGCGCUGGAUUCUGUCCAACUACUCCUCCGAGGAGCCGAUCUACUUUGGCAAGCGCUUCAAACCCUACGUCAAGCAGGGCUACAUGAGCGGCGGAGCUGGAUACGUGCUCAGCAAGGAGGCACUGAGACGAUUUGUGCAGGGCUUCAGCACCGAAGUGUGCACUCAUACUACCUCAGUGGAGGACCUAGCCAUGGGUCAGUGUUUGGAGAAGAUGGGUGUGAAGGCAGGAGAUUCGAGAGACAGUGUACAGCGUGAGACUUUCCACCCAUUCAUCCCUGAGCACCAUCUCACUAUGACUUUCCCCAAAUCCUUCUGGUACUGGAAUUACUGCUAUUAUCCCAUUGUGGUGGGUCCACAGUGCUGCUCUGAUCUUGCCAUCUCCUUCCAUUACGUGGACUCUGAGCUGAUGUACAUUCUAGAGUACUACACGUACUACCUGCGGCCGUACGGCUAUCAGCACCGCUACCGAGCGCCAGAUCCAGCUCUCCUCAACACAAUAGUGAACACUGAAAGACCAGGGAAGGUCACUGUGAAAGUAACUCAGCAUGUAGCAGAACUACCAAAGGCGUCAGACCAGGCGCAGCUGAUCCACGCCAGACAAGAGGGACAGGGGAAUAUCGGGGGUGACUUGGGACAAGAGACAGUUCAAGAGAAUCACCCAGCAAACGGCAGCCCUGCAACCAUUAAGGAGAGCCAGAGAUGAGUGUUUUAUGUCGAGAAAAGGAACGUGUGCAUGGACAUGUAAUGUCAAUUGAACAUGGUGAUCUCGUGCAGCAAGUUCCUCAGAAGCUUAAAGGCAGUAACAGUUUCCACAGGUUUAUAUUAAUGCGCUUGUUCUAAAUCAUUAUUGUUUCUACAGUUAUAGAUAUUCAGACACACUGAUACGAUGAAACUUUGUCAAGAGAUGCUUGUUUAUGGAAGGAGUCUCCAGUGUGAGCACUUUGUUACAGUCAGUAAGUUUUCCACCACAAGAGUCUUCAGGACUGGCCACACAAGAUAUUUAUAGCUGCUAUAACACAAGUCAUAACUAUUGUCUCAUACAUUAAAUGUAACUAUAAAUGGAUAAAAGCUAUCCUGUUUUAAUAAAUAAAAGUGGUAAUUAUCAAAGUGCUGUGGUAUAAGAGGAAUAAAUUACUUUAUGGUGUGCUCUUGUAGGAAAUUAAUCAACUUUGGAGUGGUAAUUGUAAUUAUCAAAGUGAAAUAUUCAUUUUCCUAUAACCCCAUGUCCUCACUUCAAGGCAUUCGAAAGUCCCAAGUGUGUAGACUGGUUUCUUCACCUUAAUUUAAAUUUAAAUUUCACUUCUGCCAGCUAGUAACAUUAAUGUUGAUGUUCUGGACAGCAAUACACUUGCAAUCACAUCACUGUUCAGGUGUCUCGUUUACCAAGUGGACAGUUGAUUGCAUCUUUUCCAGGAGUUAAUUAUUCAGACAUUAAUUUGUUGUCAGUGUUUCAUUAACCUCCUGUAUUCAAUAUUUAUUUUUUGCUCUGCAGUGUUUAAUGGGAGAACUAGCCCUGUGUAAAUGAUGAUGAUGAUGAUGAUGAUGAUGAUGCACUGUAAUUAUGAUUUACAACAACUGAAAUGUCUUUGUACUGAGAAAUGGACACUGACCAUUUAAAAUAUUUUCUCUUAAGUUAUUAUGCCGCAAAUGACAUCGGUGUACAUGAUUUAUUUUCUUUCUUAAAUUGCUUGGGCUUAAUGCGAGGGUAUUUUUUUUUUUUUUUUUUUUUUUUUUUUUUUUUUUUCCCUUCCCCCUUCCCUUUUCUUUUCUUUGGAGGAUGAUCUGGUUACUGUUUAUUACUGUUUAAGUUCUGCGACUGUGUUGUUGCAAAGAAAUUUUGACCACUAAUAAAGCCUGUAGGACUCAGA